Diaporthe batatas is the source of this 768-nucleotide messenger RNA. RefSeq lists its product as uncharacterized. Bases 1 to 768 code for a protein of 255 amino acids. The record is from RefSeq and is a predicted model, not a curated record. The transcript has a single exon. Lineage: Eukaryota; Fungi; Ascomycota; Sordariomycetes; Diaporthales; Diaporthaceae.
AUGGCACCUUCAGGCCUGGCAAUAAUAAUCGGCGCCGGUCCGACCUCAGGGGCCGGUAUAGCCCGGGUGCUCGCCGACCCGGCCCAGGGAAAUCUCGCCGUGGCCCUCCUGGCCCGGAACGCGGACAACCUCGCCAAGCUCCGCGACUCGGUGCGCAAGUCCUCCAACGGCGGCGUCCUGCAGUCGUUCCCUACAGACACCCAGCCGGACAACCUGCGCCAGGCCUUCAAGGACAUAGCGUCGCAUUCGGACUUCUCGGGCCUAAAACUCAAGCUGGCAAUCUACCACGUCAAGCACAGCAGCAAAGGUCCUUUCCUCGAGGGCACGGCCGAGGACUUCGGCGCCAGCCUGCAGACCUACACCACGGGCGCCUUCGUGUUUGCACAGGAGGCCCUAAAGAUGAUAUAUGAGCAGCAGGGCGGGCAGACCCUCCUUGCCGACACGGGCGGUGCCAAGAAGGGCACCAUCAUCCUGACGGGGACUCUGGGGGCCAUGAGGACCAACGAGGGCUACGCCGCCUACGGGGCCGGGCGCGCCGGCGCCAGGAUGGUCGCGCAGGCCGUGGCGAAGGAGCACUCCAAGUUCGGCGUGCAGUGCGUGCACGCCAUCGCGAAUGGAGGGAUCGUGGACGAGGACAACGACGACACCAGGACAGGCAAGAAGAUGAGCGCCCAGGCCGUCGGCAGGACGUACCUGUGGCUGAGCGGCCAGGAGCCCGCGCUGUGGGUGCACGAGCUCGACCUCAGGCCGGCGCAGGAGAAGUUCUGA